Messenger RNA from Knipowitschia caucasica, 744 nucleotides. NCBI's taxonomy places the organism in Eukaryota, Metazoa, Chordata, Actinopteri, Gobiiformes, Gobiidae. The record is from the annotation of a GenBank genome assembly.
AUGCCGAUCGCAGCCAAACACAGCAGCAGAUCCAUUUCCCACAUGGUCCCAGGGGGGGUCCAGGGGGGGUCCAGGCGGGACGUCUCCCGCGGGACGUUAGCGGGAGACGUCCUGUUAGCGGGAGACGUCCUGUUAGCGGGAGACGUCCUGUUAGCGGGAGACGUCCUGUUAGCGGGAGACGUCCUGUUAGCGGGAGACGUCCUGUUAGCGGGAGACGUCCUGUUAGCGGGAGACGUCCUGUUAGCGGGAGACGUCCUGUUAGCGGGAGACAAAGACAGUUUGAAUUACAGUAAGACGUUCUGCGAGUCCCGGGAGACCAGAGGCGAGCUCCACUUCAGAGGCUCAGACUCUGCACCAGGAGAGAACCAGUCGUCCGACAAUGGUAUUUUCAUCCAGAAACCAGAAAGCACCACAGCAACUAAAGGGAAAGACAUCACCUUCGUCACCAAAGUGGACUCCAGUUCGCUCCCUCGUAAACCGGUCCUGAAGUGGUUCAAAGGGAAAUGGCUGGAUCUGGGAAGCAAAGCAGGGAAGCACCUGCAGUUCAAGGAGACCUACGACCGCAACACAAAGAUUUACACGUUCGAGAUGAGCAUCAUCAAAGUGGUGGACGGAGACGCAGGAGGAUACCGCUGUGAGAUCAGCUCCAAGGACAAGACUGACUGCUGCUACUUCGACAUCUCCGUCCAGGCUGUCGAGGAGGAUCAGCAGGACAACAUUUUGGAAGCCUUCAAACGAUCGUGA